Cyclopterus lumpus (lumpfish) is the source of this 3800-nucleotide messenger RNA. It is a transcript of the gene kpna1, whose product is annotated as karyopherin alpha 1 (importin alpha 5). Gene Ontology annotation, cellular component: cytoplasm; nucleus; nucleoplasm. NCBI's taxonomy places the organism in Eukaryota, Metazoa, Chordata, Actinopteri, Perciformes, Cyclopteridae. The coding region runs from base 1 to 1731 and encodes 576 amino acids. Gene Ontology annotation, biological process: NLS-bearing protein import into nucleus; postsynapse to nucleus signaling pathway. Gene Ontology annotation, molecular function: nuclear import signal receptor activity; protein binding. The transcript is spliced from 15 exons. The record is from RefSeq and is a predicted model, not a curated record.
AUGACGGCGGUGUUUGAUAUCACGCAUGCGCACUGUCAUACCGGCGACGGCUGUACAAACGGUGGCCUAGCGAAUAACAAGGGGAUUACAGAGCCCAUUUUGACAGGCUUCACAAUGAGUCAGGGUAAGGACAAUGCACGACUUAAGAGCUACAAGAACAAGUCCCUCAACACAGAUGAAAUGAGAAGAAGGAGGGAAGAGGAAGGCCUACAGCUUCGCAAACAGAAGAAGGAUGAACAGCUCUUCAAGAGGAGGAAUGUUGCCACAGUGGAGGAUGAUGGCCUCCCAGAGGACGAUGGGAUGGCUGAUAGCGGCUACCUGGAGUCCCAGGCUAACAACAUGGACCCACUCACAGGUGGGGUGAUCUCUGAAGACAUGACUCAAAUGAUCUUCUCCAGUACUCCUGAACAACAACUAAUAGGCACUCAGCGCUUUAGGAAGCUCCUUUCUAAAGAACCCAACCCACCCAUUGAUGAAGUCAUUGCCACUUCAGGGGUCGUGGAGCGCUUUGUUGAGUUCCUGAAAAGGAGAGAAAACUGCACAUUGCAGUUUGAGGCUGCCUGGGUGUUGACCAACAUUGCAUCAGGCACAUCCCAUCAGACUCGGGUGGUAAUCCAGGCAGGAGCUGUGCCCAUUUUCAUAGAGAUGCUCAGCUCGGAUUUCGAAGACGUACAGGAACAGGCAGUCUGGGCCUUGGGAAACAUAGCAGGAGAUAGCACAGAAUGCAGAGACUUUGUCAUAGACUGCAACAUUCUGCCUUCCCUGGUGCAAUUAUUGGCCAAACAGAAUCGUCUAACCAUGAUGAGGAAUGCAGUGUGGGCGCUGUCAAACUUGUGCAGAGGAAAGAACCCACCUCCAGACUUUACUAAGGUGUCCCCGUGUCUCAGUGUGCUGUCUUGGCUGCUGUUCGUCAAUGACACAGACAUCCUGGCUGAUGCAUGCUGGGCACUCUCUUAUCUAUCUGAUGGCCCCAAUGACAAAAUACAGGCUGUUAUUGACUCAGGAGUCUGUCGCAGGCUGGUGGAGUUACUGAUGCACUCAGAUUAUAAGGUUGUAUCCCCUGCACUGCGAGCUGUUGGGAACAUAGUCACUGGAGAUGAUCUGCAGACACAAGUGAUUUUGAACUGUUCAGUGCUGCAGUCCCUACUUCACCUCCUGAGUAGCCCCAAGGAGUCCAUCAAGAAAGAAGCCUGCUGGACGAUCUCCAACAUCACCGCAGGGAACCGAGCACAAAUACAGAUGGUGAUGGAUGCGGGCCUGCUGCCUCCUCUAAUCACUAUCCUGCAGGUAGCAGAGUUUCGCACAAGGAAGGAGGCAGCCUGGGCAAUUACCAAUGCCACCUCGGGGGGCUCUGCUGAGCAAAUAAGGCACCUUGUGGAUCUAGGGUGUAUAAAACCUUUGUGUGACCUGCUCACACUUAUGGACUCCAAAAUAGUUCAGGUGGCUCUAAAUGGCCUAGAGAACAUCCUGCGACUGGGAGAACUGGAGGCCAAGAGGGGAGGAGGCAUCAACCCUUACUGUGCACUAAUUGAAGAGGCCUAUGGUCUGGACAAAUUAGAGUUCCUACAAGGACACGAGAACCAGGAAAUCUACCAGAAAGCCUUCGACCUGAUCGAGCGCUACUUCAACACUGAAGAUGAGGACCCGUCUCUGGCUCCAGCCGUUGAUCUGCAGCAGCAGCAGUUCCUCUUCCAGCAGUGCGAGGCCCCGAUGGAAGGCUUCCAGCUAUAAUGCUAUAUCCUCCCUCCCCAUGAGCUCCACCUUCAUCCUCACCUCUGCUCAUUUCUCUCACUCUCUGCCCACUGCCACAAUCAAGUGUUACGACAACCCACGGCUCCCCUUCCCAUCGUCGGAGAGAUUGAUUUAAUCAUUAUCAUGAUUAUGGCAAAUGUAACAUUACAGGAGCACAUGUGUGUGCGUAGCGUCAAACGUGGGUCACGUGCUGGAGUCUUGUCAGCCAGUUUGUGACGGUUUCACUCAUCAUUCUGUCUUGCGCUGAGCUCACCUCUGCGUCUGAAACCCACCUACCUGCUCAGGCCCCGGGGUCUCCUACGAGCAGGUUGUCCAUGUAACACCACCCCGUCGUACUUUUUGGAUUUCCUCAGCUCAUCCCAAAUGAAAAGCACUUCUCGGUGUUCCCGUAGGAUUGGCCAGCCUAUCUCUGAUUAGGUGGGAGUUUGUUGGACUGCACUGCUUGUCUGAUUGAAGCAUUAAGGACUCACAAGACAGACAAACAUGGACGUGAUUUAUACCCCCUUUUGACACACACACAGACAGACACACACACACACACACACACACACACACACACACACACACACAGGGAGAAGAAUGAUCGAACCUAAACACUGGACUGACCGUGAGACGCUGAUCACAUGUUUGACUGUGGUCUUUGGACCGAACUGCCCACACUUGGGCCACGUGGCCAGUCCCUACCCAAGGACUCAACUGACCUCUACUAAAGGCACUUAACUAACUCAAAAAUGGAGGUUGAAUUCCCUCAUCUCCUCUCUCCGACCAUUGGAUAAGUUACCACGGAUGGACAAAUUAGGAACUUGACUGUCGCUGAGGGGUGGAGCUUGUCCACCAGGCUGCUUGCGGUCCCUCCUGGAUCUAAUAUCAUGCAUUCCUUUAUCCAGUAAUGAAACUUUCCACCUGCACAGGCUUCACCUAUAAGAGUUUAGACUGCCUCUGGUGUGACGUGAAUAACCCCAUGGAACCAUGGGAAUUGGAGUCUUCCCUCGCACUGAGACAAUUGGACAGACUUGGACGAGACAAAGCAGACUAUUUAACCCUGGAAUCUGACCAGCAGCAGACCAGCAGGAAUUUGUAUUAUCUUACCAUAAUUUCAUUUAAUUUACAGCACUUUAGUUCAGGACGGAUACCUGCUCCUCAAAAAUAUACCAUAGUUUUUGCAUCAACUAUUGAAUUGGUUGAUGACACGGCUUUUCCCUCCUCAGGAAGCGAGGUGUGGUCUGAAUCCUCGACCUCCUUCUGGUAUGAUAAGGAUUACAAUGUACACUGUUUACCCAGAACAGAUUGUGGACUGAAACUGUUAGCACACUAAUUACAAUCAGUAGAUCAUGCUGCCUCAGCAAAGCUAGAAAAACUGUAUUGUAACAAAAAGUCAGACUAUUGGAAAAUUGGCUGUUAAAACAUGAGCAGUCUAAAUGUCUUUCCAACACACAUUCAGGUAGCAUUUUCCAAUUUAAUCUGCCAAAACAUCAACACAUAUAUCCACUAUUGGGUCUGAAGCUGGUCUUUAUUAAAAAACAAUGUUUUCAUUUAGUUGGGGUUAGCAUCUGCCAUGUUGCUGCCAUACACUUUAUUUAAGAGGAAUCCUUCCAGAUAAUUUCAACAAAAAUCCAGAUAAAAAACUUAAAUACUGGUGAUUACCUUAGUUAUAGCAAAACUGAAUGUGUGUUUACCAAGUCCUCUUAACAUUGCUUACUUUUAUCAAAAUCUCUGCAAGAGAUUACCAGCUCUACAUGUUAAUUACUGUGUGUUGUAUUGAGUUUGUGCAACUGUCCCCGUUAUGCCAUUUGCAUAAAAGCUGGUUCCACAGUGUAAGUGAAUUAGUUUUGUUCGUUUGUGUCCAGGAUAAUCAUUUUGGGGAGCAUUUCCUUGACUGCCAUACAGCUGAAGAAAUGUAGUACCUCUGAAAGAUUUAUUUUCAUUCUCAAUUCAUUGUUUUGUCUAUAAAUAGAAAAAAGUAACUAACUUAAAUCUUUGGCUUAAAGGUUGCAGUUUAUAUAACAUUAGGUCAUGUCAUUAAAUCAGAUGAGAUUUUCCAGAAGCAA